AUGUCUGCUAUCCCGUUUAAAAGGAACUAUGUGUUCAAGAAUUGGGCCGGUAUUUACUCUGCAAAACCGGAACGUUAUUUUCAACCGACUUCCAUCGAUGAAGUUGUCGAGCUGGUGAAAAAUGCCAGGCUAGCUGAAAAAACAUUAGUCACUGUUGGUUCAGGACAUUCCCCUAGCAACAUGUGUGUUACCGAUGAAUGGCUUGUUAAUUUGGACAAAUUGAACACGGUGCAGAAGUUUGUGGAAUACCCUGACCUGCACUAUGCCGAUGUUACUGUAGAUGCUGGUAUGAGGCUUUAUCAAUUGAAUGAGUUUCUUGGUGCGAAGGGUUACUCCAUCCAGAACUUGGGCUCUAUCUCAGAGCAAAGUGUAGCUGGUAUAAUAUCCACUGGUAGUCAUGGCUCUUCGCCCUACCAUGGUUUGAUAUCAUCUCAGUUUGUUAAUUUGACUAUCGUUAAUGGUAAAGGUGAAGUGAAGUUUUUGGAUUCCGAGAACGAUUCAGAGGUCUUCAAAGCCGCUUUGCUUUCAGUCGGUAAAAUUGGUAUUAUUGUCUCCGCUACUGUAAGAGUUAUUCCUGGUUUCAAUAUUAAGUCUACUCAAGAAGUGAUUACUUUUGAAGAUCUUUUGAAACAAUGGGAUACUUUAUGGACCUCAUCUGAAUUUAUUAGAGUUUGGUGGUAUCCUUAUACUAGAAAAUGUGUUUUAUGGAGAGGGAACAAAACUGAAAGUGCCCAAAACGGGCCCGCCAAAUCUUGGUGGGGCACUAAACUUGGCAGAUUUUUCUACGAAACCCUAUUAUGGAUCUCCACUAAGGUUUAUGCACCAUUAACCCCUUUCGUGGAAAAAUUCGUUUUUAAUAGGCAAUACGGUAAAUUGGAAAAGAGUUCUACUGGAGAUGUCAACGUAACAGAUUCUAUCAGCGGAUUUAAUAUGGAUUGUUUAUUUUCACAAUUUGUGGAUGAGUGGGGGUGCCCUAUGGAUAAUGGUUUAGAAGUACUACGUUCAUUGGACCAUUCUAUCGCCCAAGCUGCCAUUAGCAAAGAGUUUUAUGUUCAUGUCCCCAUGGAAGUUCGUUGCUCAAAUACCACGCUACCUUCCGAACCCCUAAAUACAUCCAAGAGAACAAAUACCAGUCCCGGUGCAGUCUACGGUAAUGUUUGCCGUCCAUUCUUAGACAACACUCCAUCUCAUUGUAGAUAUGCUCCAUUGGACAAUGUCACCAAUAGUCAGUUGACAUUGUAUAUAAAUGCUACCAUUUAUAGGCCUUUUGGCUGCAACACCCCAAUCCAUAAAUGGUUCACCCUUUUCGAAAACACUAUGAUGGUAGCUGGCGGUAAGCCACAUUGGGCUAAGAACUUCCUAGGUUCAACCACUCUAGCUGCUGGUCCAGUGAAAAAGGAUGCUGACUACGACGAUUUCGAAAUGAGAGGAAUGGCAAUGAAGGUCGAAGAGUGGUAUGGCGAGGAUCUAAAGAAAUUCAGAAAAAUAAGAAAAGACCAAGAUCCUGAUAACGUAUUCUUGGCAAACAAAGAAUGGGCUAUCAUAAACGGUAUCAUAGAUCCUAGUGAGCUUUCCAACUAG
Messenger RNA from Saccharomyces eubayanus, 1581 nucleotides. RefSeq names its product D-arabinono-1,4-lactone oxidase (gene ALO1). The transcript has a single exon. Lineage: Eukaryota; Fungi; Ascomycota; Saccharomycetes; Saccharomycetales; Saccharomycetaceae. The record is from RefSeq and is a predicted model, not a curated record. Gene Ontology annotation, cellular component: membrane; mitochondrion. Bases 1 to 1581 code for a protein of 526 amino acids. Gene Ontology annotation, molecular function: FAD binding; D-arabinono-1,4-lactone oxidase activity.